Colletotrichum destructivum is the source of this 723-nucleotide messenger RNA. RefSeq lists its product as uncharacterized. The coding region runs from base 1 to 723 and encodes 240 amino acids. NCBI's taxonomy places the organism in Eukaryota, Fungi, Ascomycota, Sordariomycetes, Glomerellales, Glomerellaceae. The transcript is spliced from 3 exons. The record is from RefSeq and is a predicted model, not a curated record.
AUGAUGAUGACGAUGGCGACGACGACACCCAACUUCUCUGCAACUCGACACGCCCAGUCCCCAUCCCACAUUGCAACCCGAAGGAUUGUCCUCAGCAGCAGCAAUGGGCAGGGAGGUAACAUCACCAUCGAAAGCCCUCGAACCGCCGCCUCCAGCGUAGUCCCUCGUCGAUGUCGACCAUCAGCGCCUCGCAAACUACCUCCGCAACAUCGACCGGGACUUGUCGGAGCCUCUCGAAAAGGAAAAUGGAGUCACGUCCAUGUUCAGGGCUUGGCUACGUUGUACGAGGUCAUACUCGCUAAGGCUCUAUCGGGAGAGAUUUGUUCCGAGGACCGACGUAUUUUCUAUGCUGGGACCGGAAGCGAUAACUUCCUGACAACGGCGAAGGCAAUUGGCAAAGCCGGUUUUGACCUUGGGGCUUUGGCAUAUCGGCCGAGCCAGUCUCUACCUCGCUCGAGAAGGUUACACAGGAAAUUUUCCAGGGACAAGCACAGUAGGCGGAAAUCGAUAUUGCAUCCGAAGCCCUCGUAUCCGCCGAUGUUUCACGAUAUUUCGGAUGGAGGCCGAUCAAGUCAGAGAAGGAUUAGAGACACGGCCAAUCAGCCCUAUAACAUUGAGGGCACGGGGGAGUUUGGGCUGGCUGAAGUGGAAAAUGGUUCUGAUAUGGUGCAAAGCUACAACCUAUCAGGUUCUCAAGAGCAGCCGUUUCUGCGGGGGAGCUGA